UUGUUUGAUGAGCACAAGCUUCCUCAGCUCAUUUACACAAGAGCAGCCGUCGCAGCUGAGUGGCCGGCUGGCUGCACGUGGUUGUGCAGGCGGAUAGCAGCAGCCUAGAGCCUGACACACUGCUGAGCACUGACUGCUGCUAGCCAGAGCCUGCUAUACCUGCCAGGGAAAACCGACUGAAGGAUGCUGCUCUAAUCCAGGGGACCAGCAUGACAAUCUCACCCAUUGUCCCCAUGCACAAGUGCUGCUGUUUCCCUGUCCUCUGUCUAUUGCUCUUCACAACAGCAGAGUGCUUCUCUGGAGACAACGAUCAUUUCUUGGCAAUCCGCGAGAGGAAGAACGGGAAGUCCAGGUUUAUUUACAGUCAUGUGCAAAGUAUUGAGAAGAGUUUGGACCUAGAAAGACAGAAAAUGCCUGAACACAAUUUUCACUCUCCAGCCAACCUGAAAGGCAGUAAACUUAUUCCUGCACUUUAUAUGAAAUCAGCUUUCCCCCGAUCAUCACACAACCAAGCCCUUAAUCUGCUGGCUUCAGAGGAUCCAGAUGUUGAAAUAGAAAACCUUCCCAUUACAGAAUCCUGUGUGAUUUUAGUGAUGUUGAAAAUGGAUGUAAACAAGCUGAACACAACAUUGCUGCGGAAGUUCCGUCAGGGAGUUGCUGCGGCUUUAGGUUUGAUGCCACAGCAAGUACACAUCAAUCGGCUCAAUGGAAAGAAGAACUGCGUGGAGCUCUUUAUUUCUCCACUUAACAAAAAGAUAGGUGUCCCAGAUGCUCUUCCUUCCGCAGAAGUUCUUCGGUCACUCAACUUGCAUACCCUACACCAACGAUUGUCCCAUUUUGGAAUAACCGAGGUCUCCCCAGAGAAAAAUGUGCUGCAAGGACAACAGCAUGAAGCUGACAAGAUAUGGACCAAAGAAGGUUUUUACACUAUUGUUAUCUUCCUCAGCACAUUUAUCAUUAUCGUCACAUGUUUAAUGGUACUCUACAGAUUAAAAGAAAAGAUCCAGUUAUCUUUGAGGCAGGACAAAAAAACCCAAGAGAUACACCUGUCGCCUCUCUCUGUUCAGCCUACACAGUUUGAGGCAAAGUGCUCCAGCAGUAUGGUUCAUCCUGAGCAUAUUCCUAAACCCAUCAAUGUUGUUGUAGACCCACAGUGUCCAGGCACCUUUGAGGUUAAACUUCCACUUUCUGCUGGACCAUCACCAUUUAAAAUGAAACCAGUGGGCCUACAAGAAAGGAGAGGUUCCAAUGUAUCACUUACCUUGGAUAUGAGCGGUUUGGGUACUGUUGAACCUUUUACUGUGGCUCCUACUCCACGAGAAAAAGUAGCUAUUGAAUACCUGAAAACUGCAAGUCGUGUUCUGACAAGACAGAAACUCCACGAUGUGGUUAAAAGCUCCCCUUUGCUUCACACUGAAUUCAUGGAAAUACCAAUGAACUUCAUGGAUCCCAAAGAAAUUGAUAUUCCAAGUCAUGGAACCAAGAACCGCUACAAAACAAUACUGCCAAAUCCAGUAAGUAGAGUGUGUUUGAAACCAAAGAAUGUGAAGGAUACAUUGAGCACCUAUAUAAAUGCUAAUUUCAUCAGGGGUUAUGGUGGAACACAGAAGACAUUUAUUGCUACACAAGGACCAAUGAUUAAUACAGUAAAUGACUUCUGGCAGAUGGUUUGGCAAGAAGAUGUUCCUGUUAUUGUUAUGAUCACCAAGCUCAAAGAAAAAAAUGAGAAAUGUGUUCUAUACUGGCCAGAGAAGAGAGGAAUUUAUGGAAAUGUUGAAGUGCUUGUUAACAGUGUCAAUGUACAUGACUAUUAUACUAUUCGGAUUCUGACAUUAAAGCAAGGAAGCCAGUCACGAAUUGUUAAACAUUACUGGUACACCUCCUGGCCUGAUCACAAGACUCCAGACAGCGCUCAGCCUCUUCUUCAACUUAUGCUGGAUGUGCAAGAUGACAGAAAAAUGUUUGCUGGCAGAGGUCCUGUGGUAGUGCACUGCAGUGCUGGAAUUGGAAGAACUGGCUGCUUCAUUGCUACUUCUAUUGGUUGUUGUCAGAUGAAGGAAGAAGGUGUUGUGGAUGUGUUAAGCAUUGUCUGCCAGCUACGAAUGGACAGGGGAGGAAUGGUACAAACAAGUGAACAAUAUCAGUUUGUGCACCAUGCUCUGAGCCUAUAUGAGAGUCGACUCUCUGCAGAAAAGGUCCAGUGAACGUCUUGCUUGGAAGACUGUUUAACAUUAAUCCUUUAAGGUAAUUAAUUGAAUUACCGACCAGCAGUUUCUUGAAGGAGUGCAGUAGGCUCCAAUGGAACGAUUGUGGACAGGAGAUGUGAAGACUUGAUGGACUUUAUGAAACGUUUGACCAAACUAGAAGAACUGUAUAAUGCUUCGUUUGAAUGUAGCUGUACUGCCAGUUUCCGCAAGAAGCGAUGGACAGUAUAGAAGAUAUAAAUGGGUUUUACAUAUGUAACUGAAAGGUGGAUAUACUUCUGAUAACAUAGGAUUAUCUGCCAUAAAGAAUGUAUAAACUCCAGACACAGUGGGUAUCUAACAAUUAUUCAGUGUAUAACAAAUAAACCUUUGCAAACUGUGUGUCUUGUAACUGGACUGUCAGUUGUCAAUCUGUUAAGUGCUAUUACUUAUUAUGUGGUGAAUUUGUUUUUUGCCCACAUAAAGUUAUUGCUGCUAGUGUUAUCAGUAAAUUGUUUAGUUUAUUUUUAAUUAAUCGAAGAAUACUUGCUCUUGUGUUAUUUUUUGUUGUUUUUCUAAACUGUUCAGAAACAGUGACUAUUUUAUAUGGAGAUGUGGUAUUGUUCUAUUAGCAGUUGUGAAUUUCCAACUGGAUAUUUAAGCAGAGCACAAUGUACUUUAAUCAGUGGACAUGCAUUUGCUGUAUACUGUGGGUUGUACUAUUUGCUGCGCCUCCUCUCCGGUUUUAAAUACAGUGUAUUUGUAAUAUUAUGUGAGUUAUUUUACCUGAAAUCUUUAUAGCCUAUAUUAAUACUGCAAGAAAUAAAACUAUUGUCUACUG
Molecule: messenger RNA, 3024 nt
Organism: Nanorana parkeri
Lineage: Eukaryota; Metazoa; Chordata; Amphibia; Anura; Dicroglossidae
Gene: PTPRR
Product: protein tyrosine phosphatase, receptor type R
Exons: 14
Coding region: 210-2204 (664 amino acids)
Biological process (GO): protein dephosphorylation
Molecular function (GO): protein tyrosine phosphatase activity
Source: RefSeq, a predicted model, not a curated record